AUGGUUGACCCAAAAUAUGAGACUUCACCUUCCAACCAGACCUGUGAUGCUGUCGACACAUCAGCCAGCACUUUCUUUAUGGUGGUCUACAGUCUGCUGUUUGUGGUGGGUCUACCUCUCAAUGGCUUCGUCAUAAAGUUCUACUGUCAAGCUCAGCAGCAGGCAUCGAGCAGCUUGAAGGUCUUCCUGAAAAACCUGACAGCUGCCGACUUUCUGCUCUGUCUCUCUCUGCCACUGCGCAUCGGCCACUAUAAUAGCGGAUCUAUAAUAAUUUGGCAGCUCUACUGCAGCUUUGGAGCCUCGGCCUUCUACCUCAACAUGUGUGCCAGCAUCAUAUUCAUGGGGUACAUCGCUGCCAACAGGUAUCUGAAGAUUGUUCAUCCUUCACGAACUCGUGUCCUGCAGACAGUAUGGACUGCCCGCAUCAUCUCGAUGAUCACCUGGAUUUUUCUCGUGACUACAGGAAUUAUUUUCAUCAUCCUGUUUUUCAUCACUCAUAAAUCUCUGCCUUCUAGUAUCAGCCGCUGUGUUCUCAUCUUUAGUCCACUGGUCACUGUGUCCUUCAAAAUCAUUCAGGCUUUGAGUGUCGUUGCUUUCCUCAUGGUCUUCAUAUCCAUGGUCUUCUUCUACUACAGCACCUCCCGCAGGGUGUUGCAGGCACAGCAGAGGCAGCUGACCUCCUCUGGCUCAGAGAAGCUCUUGAAGUCUCGCAGGAACAUGUUGGUGCUGGUCAGCAUCUUCUGUGUUUGUUUUGUCCCAUUUUACCUGGUUCGACUACCCUCAGUUUUUCUGUGGAGCAGCUGCUCUGUGGGUCCAGCAUUGUACUACCUGCAGGAGGUGACCACCAUGGUUGCAGCUUUCAACAUCUGUCUGGAUCCUCUUGUUUACUUUUUCCUCUGUAAGACUUUUCAUGCUCAGGUGAGAAAGGCAUUCAGGGGGACCAACAUCCAACAAGCAAAUGAGGAGAGUGAGUAG
Neolamprologus brichardi is the source of this 975-nucleotide messenger RNA. RefSeq names its product P2Y purinoceptor 14-like. Gene Ontology annotation, cellular component: membrane. The record is from RefSeq and is a predicted model, not a curated record. Gene Ontology annotation, biological process: G protein-coupled receptor signaling pathway. Gene Ontology annotation, molecular function: G protein-coupled purinergic nucleotide receptor activity. Lineage: Eukaryota; Metazoa; Chordata; Actinopteri; Cichliformes; Cichlidae.